AUGGCUAAUGUGUCGUCGGUUGAUGUGGGAGUUUUGUUUCUUAUCGUGGUGACAGCAUCUUUGGCCAACGGUUCAUCUAACAGAGAUGUGAGCCAGAGGAGGGAGGUGGAAGCGGUCAAAGUGAGCACGCUCCUGCCCGCUGGUGUGGACGACCUCGCCACUGUCGCUCCUCACAGUGAGGUGAAGGCGAAGCUGUGCUCUGCCUGUGAUCCGCCAGUGGCCAGGAAGCGGGCGAAGAGAUGCACGUGUUACACUUACAAAGACAAGGAGUGUGUGUAUUACUGCCACCUGGACAUCAUCUGGAUCAACACGCCAGAGCAUACUGUACCAUAUGGUAUGUCCAGUUACCAGGGUUCCCUGCGAAUGAGACGCUCUGCUGGGACUGAGAACCAGGGGAGGGGGGCAGAAGCCCAGCGCUGUGUGUGUGCACUGCAGACUGACUCUGACUGCAGCAGCUUCUGCAUGCACAGCAGGCAGAGGAGGCCACCCCGAGACGAAGGAUCAGCACCUCUGCUCAGUGGGCCUGCUAUGAAAUGAAGCCAUCAGUGACAUUCUCAGAAUCUGG
Molecule: messenger RNA, 565 nt
Organism: Toxotes jaculatrix (banded archerfish)
Lineage: Eukaryota; Metazoa; Chordata; Actinopteri; Toxotidae
Product: endothelin-2
Exons: 4
Coding region: 1-537 (178 amino acids)
Biological process (GO): regulation of systemic arterial blood pressure by endothelin; intracellular calcium ion homeostasis; regulation of vasoconstriction
Cellular component (GO): extracellular region
Molecular function (GO): hormone activity; endothelin B receptor binding
Source: RefSeq, a predicted model, not a curated record